CAGGCGUGUGCACAGCUCUCGCUGUGCAAUCAAUCAGGUACAUGUUGUGUCUGUCUGUGCUGUGUCAGAUGCUCUCUUAAGUUUCUCUCUCUACUCGUAAGUUGCACAGGCAGCACACACUGUCAGCACACUGGUCGGUCACUCACACAUACAAGAGUUCACUCAGGUCACUUGGGUGGGGAUGAGUCUGAUCAUGACGAUGGACACGUUGUCCUGCGAUUUCUUGUCGAGCAACACGUACUCCACCUGACACACAGAUGGCAUGCAGCAUGACACACGCGACAACACAUCAUGAUCCACACACACACACACACACGCACACAUCAGCUGAGUGCGUCGACCACCGCCCGAGCGGACUGACCGACCAGUGUCCUGCAGAUGCCCUUGAUGUCGAAGCUCCUGUCGCCCUCGACCGUCUGACGCCGCAUCUCCUGCACACAACACGUACAGACACACGUGUGCCUUCCUGCCUGCUUGUUGAUUGGUUCAGCCAUCCACUCCACCAUGCAGCCCCCCGACUCACCCACCCACCUUUUGGACGAGGUCGUGUGUCAUGGCCAUGGCCUCCUCGGCUACCAAACAAGUCCAAAAGCCGUCACAUCCCAACAGUAGAAACUCAUCCUAUAGGCACAUACGCACACACACACAGAGAGAAGGGUCAUGGGAAGUCUGGCUUGCGUGUGUGUGUGUGUGCGUGUGACCUCUGCUGGGCUUAUGGUGCACUUCUGAAAGGUCGGCGUGCAGAGGACGCCGUAUUUCUUGAGGCUGAUGUCGCCGAAGGACCUCGUGACCUCUAGCGCACCGUUCACCCGGCCGUUCUCGAUCUGCACACAGACAGGCACAAGGUCUCAGGACUCUCUGUGAGUGUGGAUUGGUAUGGUGUUGGGGUGCCGUGUGUGCAUCUCACCGACCGUUCCUCCCGUCUUGAUGAUCCUGUCUUUCUCGGCAAUCACCCAUGGCUUGUGCGCUUCCGUCAGGGGAAUCGCUGACACACGUCCAACACGCACACACCAUUAGAAUCUCUCCCUCUCUCUCUCUCUCUCUCUCCUCUCACCAUGAGUCUUUGAGAGAGAUGCCUUGCGUCUGCCAAGGAAUGCGCCUGAGUCGCCCAGGUUGGCGAUGUAGCACUUGUCCUGAAAGAGCAGCACCACAACCGCCGUGCAGCCAUCUGCACACACACACAAAGACAGCCAGAGAUGGACAAGUGUAUGCGUGUGUUGUGGGGGCUGGUUGCGGGCGUGUUGAGUUGUGUUGAGUUGAGUUGAGUUGUGUUGAGUUGUGUUGUGUAGUUGACCGCACCGACCUCUGCAUGAGGGGAUAUCGGUAGCAAUGCGGCCAUCAAGCUUGGAGAAGGCGCUCUUGACGACCUGCGACGCGACGCGGGCGGGACAAUACACCACACCACACACACCACACCACACCACCCACAGCCAUCCACACACACACACACAUCCCACCUAUGCGCCCACACACCUUUUUGAUCUCUUUGUCGCCGAGUGGUGCAUCGUCCACCAUCGGCCUGGCCUCCUCCUUUCCUUCUCCCUCUCCCUCCGCGCCACCAACCGUCAGAGCCGCCACUUGAGCAGCCAGCUGCACACACACACAGAAAUGUCCACAUGCACACACACACACACACCAUGGUGCUCUCUGAUCCUCUUCGUUCUGACUGACUUCCGUGGGCAGGUUGUCGCGUAUGAAUGUGGCCGACUGCCGCCCGCCGUGGCCAUCGAACACACCAAACACCCUGAUGCACCCACCAGCGAGCAGGGAGGGAUGAGCCAGGUGAGCAGAGGGGGGCGGUGCACAGCAGGUGGCUGGGUGUGGCCGUGUUUGCUAUGUAUGUCUGUCUGUUACGCACGCGCAAUCGUGUAUGGGUUUGAUGGCAGGGUUGACGGCCCGGAGGCUGAGGCAGAUGAGGUGCUCGUCCUCCAUCUGCUUCCGCACGCCCUUCUCACCUGCAUGACACACACGCACACACACACACAGCACCACACAAGAACGAUGCAUGGAUCCUGUAUGGCCCAUCGUCGACUGCCUGGCUCAUUCAUGCACCAUACCAUAUGCGUCUGCAAGGAUGGUGAAGCCGCCUGCAGGCGCAGACACACAGCAGAGAGAGAACCCAUCACAGAUCUAUGCGUAGAUAAACCACUGUGUCUGUCAAUCUUCCUCCAGUGCAUUGCCUGGCUCCUGGCUCACUGACUUAAUGGCGGGAGUGUGUGUGCUUCUGGCGUGUCGGUGGGCGGCACUGCCACCCUCUUGACCGCUCGUGAGUCAGCGGCAGGUAAUGAUGCCGCGGCAGCUGAUCGCUUCCCCGUCACAACCUCCAUCCUGGAAUGAACUGCCAAAGAUCUGGUUGGUUGGUUGGUUAUUGAUCU
Molecule: messenger RNA, 2375 nt
Organism: Vitrella brassicaformis
Lineage: Eukaryota; Vitrellaceae
Source: the annotation of a GenBank genome assembly